This is a messenger RNA of Odontomachus brunneus, 3936 nucleotides long. RefSeq names its product probable G-protein coupled receptor Mth-like 3. Gene Ontology annotation, biological process: G protein-coupled receptor signaling pathway; cell surface receptor signaling pathway. The record is from RefSeq and is a predicted model, not a curated record. Lineage: Eukaryota; Metazoa; Arthropoda; Insecta; Hymenoptera; Formicidae. Bases 705 to 2375 code for a protein of 556 amino acids. The transcript is spliced from 5 exons. Gene Ontology annotation, molecular function: G protein-coupled receptor activity. Gene Ontology annotation, cellular component: membrane.
GGCAAUUCAUGUGCAAUUCGUCUAGAAAACAUUGAUUAAAGCACAGUCAUUAAUCGCAGCAUGCGCAUCGAAAUUCAGAAAUCCGAGUAUAACCUGCGAAGUUAUCAGUAGAGAAGUAUUCAAAAGCAAAACAGCACUCUACCGAUGUGAUAAAUGGCUCACAAGUAACACUACCCAACUGACACCGAUUCCCUUUAAAAUAGAUCACAUUGAAGUAGACGGUAGAAAGAAAUUUCCUCGACGCUCGGGCGUAAUGACUCAUCUUAUCACUUGCAAGUAUAAAAGUAUAAAAGAAAAAUACAUAUCUGCCGGAGCAUUGAAGGCUCUUAACAAGCAGCCAAACCAAUACUCGCUACGCUGCACCACAAAUUUCCUAAAGUCAUAACUAGACCAUGAGUCAUCAUCAGGUCAUGAGAUUCAUAAAGAGGUUAAUGUAUUUCCCCGUAUCACAUUGCUGUUAGAGAUCGAGCCAAGACCUGCAUUCUCGAGGUGGCUUAUUGUGUGCUCUUUCGCGCGCUCGCUGCGAAAGCGAUUAUGCUCUUCGACAACAGAAAGUCGCUGCCAAAUCAUAGACGGUAUCACACACAUCAUUUGCAUAGUUCGCGUCAUCGCUGUGGUCACUGGAUAUUUCGCGGGGACUGUUGUAGAAAGAAGCCAACUCAAUUCAGUAUCUUUCUUGACGCGUACGCGGUAGAAGACCGAGGAUGUGUCGGCUAAAUCUCAUCGUGUGGUACACGCUUCUACUGGUGGUCGCCUACGCGGCGGAAAAUCAGAGUAAUUCCACUUAUGAAGAUAAGCAGCAGGAUGACAUGAUGCACGACAGGGACAUGAGGGACGACAAGGACUCGGUACAGGAUGAGUUUGACAAUAACUACACGAAGAACCUCGAUGAGAACGGCAGUCAGAAUGUGCCGGCCGAGCUUCGCGACAAAUCCACAGAGACCAGCGACGGCAACUCUACCACGUCGCAGCUUCGCCUAGGAAGCAAUUCGAACGAAACGAAUUCCAAGAACUGCAAUGAGACAGUCUGUAUACCAAUUUGUUGCGAACUCGGCUAUCGUAUAAUCAAUGACAUAUGCACGCCCGAUGACAGUGAAUAUGAUUUCCCGGAGGUACAUGAGACAGGCAAGAAGGUAAACGAGGUUUUUCCAUUGUUCGUAUCAAAUCUAUGUGUCAAAGGACACUACUUCGAUUCCGUCUUAUAUCCCGAGGACAAGUACAUAAUUCUGACCAACGGUUCAGUGCAAACGCUAUUGAACAGCUCCAUCGAUCCGACAUCUUACUGUUUCGCCGUCAUGAACAACAGCAAAUACGAGCUGAUAAUGUGCUAUGAUAUUACAUUUACGACCGUCGAUAAGCUCGUGCAAUUCACCUUAGUAUUCAUCGGUACCUUUGUGUCCUUGCUGUUCCUGCUGUUGACCUUCGUGGUGUACACCAUUCUGCCGGACCUCUGGAACAUGCAUGGUUACAUACUUCGCGGAUAUAUUGGCUCAUUAUUCUUUGCGCAUAUAUCCCUCGUGCCGCACAAGCUGAUACCGGACAAACCUUACGUUUUGCCGGAUGCAAUCUGCAUUGGAUCGGCCUUCAUCGCUUACUUCUCGGACAUGGCGAGCUUCUUCUGGCUGAACGUGAUGUGCUUCGACAUUUGGUGGGCGUUCAGAAAAUUCCGCUCGUUACAAAGAAAUGUGAACCAACGGGAGAAAAAGAAGUUCAUCAUGUAUUCGAUUUACGUGUGGGGUUGCACCUCCAUCCUUACUAUGCUUAGUUUCAUCAUGGAUUUCUUCCCCAAUAUAUCGGAAUCUGUUAUCAGUCCGGAGCUUGGCUUCUUGAAAUGUUGGUUAACGACGGACAACUUGUAUUAUUUCCUACCCAUAAGUAUCACUGUUAUCUGCAACAUCUUCCUGUUCAUUUCCACGGUGUUAAAGAUCGUACAGCAGAAGAAAGACAUGGCUCAUCAGCAGAGAAGCUCGGAAAGCAGACGUCACAAUGACAACAAGCAAAGGUUCAGCCUGUACCUGAAGUUGUUUAUUCUAAUGGGCAUAACCAAGUCCAUGAAUAUAAUAACGUGGAUGUUCAGGGAGGUGCCGUUAUUCGUCUUGUACAUCUGCGACAUGGCGAACGUUUUGGAGGGUCUCAUCAUCUUCAUCAUAUUCGUGUGGAAGGACAAGAUCAGGAAGCUACUACUAAAAAAAUUUGGCUGUCGGGAAGACAUAUUCUCCAGAAACGCAACGCGCAAUGAUUGCCACAGCACAAGUGCCUCGCGCACCAUCACAACGGGGGUCUCACUUCAGGAGAUCAACCUCUACGUACAAAAUUCGAACUGUCGCGCGAAGAAUUCGUCCGACAAGAAUUCGACCGACUGCUCUAAUGUAUAAUGCGAGGAGAGAAUUCCUUUCGUGCAGAAUCAUCGCAGUGGGUAGCCUACAAUACAUUUGAUGGUGUCGUAACGUAAUUUUACAGUCAAAGCUAAAUUUUACAGUCAAAGCUAAAUUUUGUAUUAUUGCGCGUUGAUCUUUUUUUCUUUUUCACUUUAUACAGAGUAUCUGGCGGCACAACACUAGUAGCACUAAUAAUACUUGCUUGUAUGUUAAACUGUACAGGAAAAUUUUCUUUCGUUUUACAGAUUUCACAAUAGUUAGUAAAGAAUUGUUACAAUAUCAACGAAAGUGUAUGAUUGCACGGAAAGUGCUAAGGCAAUCUUUGUAAAUAAAAUCUCAUCCAAAAUAUCUAGAAUCUCUUCACAAUGUUUGGAUGUUCACGUGUAAAUGUCUUAAUUUACAUGUGACCAAACAUUGUGACCCAGUAAGCAAAUUGACUUAAACAGAUAUAUAUUUUAUUAUAUUUGAACAGAUAUAUAAUUUAUUAUAUUUGAACAUGUAUAUAAUUUACAAUAUUUUAUAUAAUCUAUAUUGUUUACGUGACAAACGGCCGUGUCAUAUACAUCUCGUAGAAAAUAUAUAAUCAAUUCAUGUAGAUAUAAUUUUGAAAUUUCCAGCAUAACCCUUCUUUUGACAAUGUCCUGAUUCAUUCUGCACACAAGCAUUGUGUCAUUGUCAGAUAAUCUGUAUAUAAUAUUUGAGACAUCAAAUCGAUGCUACUCUGUCUUUCAGGUAGCACACACGCUUUUUUUUCUCUAAGGUAAACGUCUCAGUGGUCGAACAUAAAGCCAAUAUGUCCCAUGAUUGACAUAUUGGCUUUGUAUUUUUCUUUGUUGAAAUGCUUUGCAAUAUACAAAACAAUCAAAUAAAUGAAAAGAAAUAUUUAGUUACUUUGUCAUUUUGUUUCAUUUAUUGAUAAGCAUCUUAACAAACACAAGUAUAUUAUUAGUAAUUCAAUUAUCGGUACAUGUUUAAUUACUAGGACGUUGACCUUAUAACUUUUAAUUCUUGAUGUUUAGAUAUAUAUUCUUUUAAUUAUUUACGAUUUAAAAGUUUGAAAAGUUUUAAGUAUUUACGAUUUAAAAAUAUUAUAGAUAUUUCUUAUUUUUGUAACAUUAUUAGCAAUAUGGCUGAUGUUAUAAUUUUUUAGUAUUUAUAGGGUUCUUGUAAAAGUUCCCUUAAAUUUGUAUGAAAUUGUCAUAUAAAUUACUUUAUAUUAGAUAAACGUGAACCAUAUAAAUAUACAUAUAUUAUUGUUGUAUUAGAGAUAUUGACGGAAGAGUACUCUCGUACUUUAAACUCGUAUACCUGUCUUAUAAUGUGAAUAUGAUCACCUAUAGAAGAUUAUCAUAUACUAUUACAUAAUCAUUGCUUGAUUUUAAUUUCUAUUUUUAUGUUCAUUCCUGAAAGAUUUUAAUAUCACUAUAUGUUACCGUGGAUUUAUAUUUACCUCUGGUAAAUUAAUAAAAAUAUGUUGUGUGUAAGUUAUAUAUAUCAAAUGUAUGCCAUAAUUUUGUACAAAUUUUACUUUAAUAUAACUUACCAUAUAAUCACACAA